AUGAGUGCAAUAGAGGCGGGGGUGAGCAAACCUGAAUCGGCUAUUUAUCAGAAGGCGAUGGCUGAGUCGGGGUUGUCACCGAGUGUCACGGCUGAAGAAACGAUUUUUGUUGGAGAUGAUUUUGUGAAUGACGUUUACGGACCAGCACAGCUUGGCAUUCGCACUGUGUGGUUGAACGCUGAUGGGAGGCCUCGUGAUAACGUAUGUACAUUUUCGGGGAAGGUCCGGGAGGAGGUUGAUGUGAGCGACUUGAAGGAGGACGUGAUGAUAUCGGAUAUUCGGCAGCUGCCGGAUGCACUCGAGAAAAUCAUGAUGUAA
Messenger RNA from Perkinsus marinus ATCC 50983, 318 nucleotides. RefSeq lists its product as hypothetical. The record is from RefSeq and is a predicted model, not a curated record. The transcript has 2 exons. Lineage: Eukaryota; Perkinsozoa; Perkinsida; Perkinsidae. Bases 1 to 318 code for a protein of 105 amino acids.